Molecule: messenger RNA, 1442 nt
Organism: Dermatophagoides farinae (American house dust mite)
Lineage: Eukaryota; Metazoa; Arthropoda; Arachnida; Sarcoptiformes; Pyroglyphidae
Product: testis-specific serine/threonine-protein kinase 1
Biological process (GO): peptidyl-serine phosphorylation; regulation of autophagy
Cellular component (GO): cytoplasm
Molecular function (GO): protein serine/threonine kinase activity; ATP binding
Source: RefSeq, a predicted model, not a curated record
UAAAAUUAUUGCAAUAAUGCCUUACAUCACAAGAGAUAUGGCAAAAUUUGCCCGUGAAAAAGGUCUAAAUUCUGAAACUGACCAUGAGACUAAAUUUGAUGGAAGUAGUUGUAAUUCAGAUUCGGUUGCUCGAAAAUUACGAGAACAGCCAUUUUCUGUUGUACCCGUUUCUACCGAUAACGAUGUCCAAUCGUCAUUUGCUAGUCAUUCAUCAUGUGGAUCGAAAUGUAGUCAAAAAAGUCGCUCAUAUCAAAAAUCACUUGCUUCAUCAGCAUCAUCAGAAAAGCGACAUUUAUCAAUGACGGGUCGUAGAAAAUCUUCAACAAAAUCAGCUACAUCAUCAGUAAUAAUAAAUAAAUUGUCUAGUAAAUAUGAAAGUCCAAGCAAGAAUCUUUCAUUUAAUGAAAAAAUGAUUAAAUAUUCCAUCGGAUUGUUACGAUCGAACAUAACUAAACUAUAUGAUAUGGAUGGUGCCAUGAAUAUUGAACGUUCAAAAGAAUUUAAGAGCUAUAAAAUCGAUCACAAUACGCCAUUGAUAACGAAUGUAAGAAAUUGUGAUCGUAUAGUCAAAGCAGUUCAUAGAAAUGAAGAAUUCAAAGAAUUUCCUUUAUGCUGCAAAGUUUAUGAUCUUAGCAGGACACCAAUGGAUCCUGAUAAAUCAGAAUAUGUGAAAAUUCUUCGAUCAUUAGCACGUAAACAUCCCAGUAUCAUACAAACUUGGGCCGUAUUCUUUGACCCGCAACAGCAACAAAUUCUUGUCAUACAAGAAUAUAUGGCCCAUGGAUCUGUAGAAUCAUAUUUGAAAGGAAAAAGUCGUACAUGCUUCGAAGAAAGAAAAGCAUCAGAAAUUUCUCAACAACUUGCGAUGGCAUUAGAUUUUCUCGGUGAUAUGGGCAUAUCGCAUCGUUCAUUAUCACCACGAUACAUUAUGAUUGCACAUCGACAGCCGAUACGAGUUAAGCUUACCGGAUUUUUUUCGGCCAUUAUCUAUUGGGAUAUACGUCGCGAAAAUGUUAAUCUUGUGCCGUGUAUUGCGUUGGCCGAUAAACCAUUGGAACCAGAAUUUCAAGCACCGGAAGUUUAUGGUGAUUCCAUCACUGAAGCUUUUGAUCCUAUUCAUGCUGAUAUCUGGUCAUUUGGAGCUAGCAUCUACUUUAUUUUGACAAAAAGAUAUCCAUACGAUUUUUCGCAAGAAAAUCCGAGAAUCGAAGAAGAAAUUCAAGCAAAUGUUAAUCAAACAAAAACCUCAUCUCAAUGUCGAAAUUUUUUAUCCCGUAUUCUGUGUUCCAGUGCUGAUCAACGAAUGAAAUUCGAUAAACUAACAAGCCAUCCAUGGAUUAUGAGAUGAAAAUUCAAAUCUAAUGAUGUUGAUAUAUCUGCUAACAGAUGGCGAAUCAAACGUUUUUCAAAAUUAGGCCACCAAAAAAAUUAUUUUAGAUUAA